This is a messenger RNA of Miscanthus lutarioriparius, 189 nucleotides long. Lineage: Eukaryota; Viridiplantae; Streptophyta; Magnoliopsida; Poales; Poaceae. The record is from the annotation of a GenBank genome assembly.
AUGGCGGAUUAUCUUGGUGAUGAGGCAUUGCCAGUGGUGUGCGACAAUGGGACAAGCACGGUGAAGGUCGGGUUCACUGGCGAUGACACAACGCGUGCGGUGUUCCCGAGCAUGGUGGUGCUGUCACAUCAUAGGGGCGUGAUGGUGGGGAUGGGCCAUAGGGAUGCGUACAUGGAUGACGAGGCGUAA